UUUCCUCACAGUGGGGUCAGGGGCCCCUUCAGGUCCGCAGGGCGUCUGGGGAUGAACUCGCAGACACAUUUCCACGUCACAGAUUCAAUCUUAAAACUUUAUCCUGUGGUUUUUGUUUGUUUUCUUUCUCCCUGGGUUUUUUUUGUUUUGUUUUGUUUUUUGGUGUCGGUUUGUGGGAAUCUGAGCCCCAGGAAAACAGAAAAAGCUCUCCCUUGUGUCUGUCACUGUGACCGCCCACAGCACCGAGCUGAACGGGGGGAGAGAGAAAGUGGAGCUUUGUGAAUGACGGGAGCGGCGGAGAGCAGAAAACAAACUUUACCACUUUAUUCCCUACAGCCUGCCUCCAUUUUCCCUCCCAGACAAUAAAGUUCGGAUGUUUAGGAGCCGACACCGAACCGGAGGAGUCCCGAAGCUGUUGUGCCGUCGAAGUUUUCCAGAAAAGUUGUAGAAGAUGUUUGUUACUUUAUCGAUUUGUUUCUACCUGCUGGUGAUGGUCGGUGCAGACCCUUGCCUCAUCAUCAGCGAGAUCAACGCUGAUAACCCCGGACUGGACACCACCGAGUUUGUGGAGCUCUACCACACCAGUGGACAGCAAGCCUCCCUGGACGGCUACACCCUGGUGUUUUAUAACGGCAAAGGGAACGUAGCCUACAAGGUUCUGGACCUGAAGGACCACAGCACGGACGACAGAGGCUUCUUCCUGGUCGGCUCCCUGGACCUGGUGCCCAAGCCGGCCAUCCUCCUUCCCCCAAACACGGUCCAGAACGGCCCGGACGCCGUGGUCCUCUACCGCACUGCCGCCGCCCGCUACCUGGAGAAGAUGAACGUCACGGCGGUGGGGCUGGUGGACGCUGUGGUCUACAUGACGCGGCGCUCCGGAGGAGCCGAGUUCCUGGCGGAGGUCCUGACGCCCGGGGAGCCGGCGUUUGUUGAAGACGAAGCGGCGCACGAGGCGGACGAGUCGAUCGAAAGGUGUCUGCUGUCGGAUGACCAAUGGGGCUUCCAGGUGUCCCUGCCGUCUCCAGGUCAGCGGAACAACUGCACCCCGCCGGCCGCGCCGCUGACCAGUCCCUUCAUUAACGAGCUGAAGCUGGGCAGCGGACAGGUGGACGGGUCGGUGGAGCUGACGGACGCCUCGGCUGCAGGGCCCGUUGUGCUGGUGGUGUGGGAUGGGAAAACGGACAAGGUUAGCGUUAGCAUGGACGUGGACACCUCCAGGAAUGGACUCAACUUUAUGACCGUCAACAAGAAAUACAUGAAAGGCGAUGAGUCUGGCGCUGUGGCUAUUUACAGCGGCAGAGCUGCAGACUUCCCGGUGGGGAGUCCGCUGAGGCAGACGCAGCCUCUCGAUGCGUUUGUGUUCGCCGGGCCUGGAAACAAGCCGAGCGCCAACCUGACGGAGACGCUGAUCCCCGGCAGGCUGCCGUUCCAGCUCAGCACCAGUUUGCGAGAGGGCGGCUUCCACCUGAGUCGCUGCGGUGUGGCUACCUGGGCCAGAGAUCCCGGCACCUUCUGGGAGGCGCCACAGACUCCCGGGCUGCCCAACAAAUGCCCCUGGCCCAAAAUCUGCCCCCACACCAUCUUGAUCCCUGGCGGUACGGAUUCGCCGCCUCACCUGCCGCCGGGCAGCAGCGGCGACUUCCUGAUCAAUGAGCUGAACACGGACACGCCGGGCGCGGCCGAGGACGGGGAGUACAUCGAGCUGUGGCACCCGUCGGGCCUGCGGGCCUCCCUGCAGGGCGUCUGGAUUCUGCUCUUCAGCGCGCACAACAACAAGCCGUACCGGGAGAUCAGCCUGAGCGGCCACUUCACCACCUCCAAGGGUUACUUCCUGCUGGGCAGCGACAGGCUGGCGCCGGCGCCGUCGCUCCGCCUUCCUCCCAAUACCAUCCAGAACGGGCCGGACGCCGUGGCGCUGUACCGCAGCCUGUCCGGCCCGCCGUCGGCGGUCCAGAGGGGGAUCCCGACCCGGGGCCUGCUGGACGCCGUGGUGUACCGGCAGAGGGGGUCGGACAUGGGGGCGCAGGAGCUGAGCAAGGCGCUGACCCCGGGGCAGCUGCCACUGCUGGAGGAUCCCGAUGUUCUGCCCGGUGAUGAAGCACUCAGCCGCUGCGGAGGCCUCUACCCGCUGGACCUGUCAGCUUUCUCGGUGGCUCCGCCCACUCCUCUGCGGGAGAACACCUGCCCCCGUCCUCCUCCGGCGCCGGAAGGCGUCGUCAUCAGCGAGGUGUCGAGCGCGCGCUGGAGCAACCACAGCCAGCAGGCGGGCUUCGUGGAGCUGCAGGGGCCGCCCCUGACCGACCUGAGGGGCCUGGUGCUCUCCGUGUUCGACCAGGACGUCAGCGGGACCGCCAUCGCUCUCCCGCUAAGAGGAGUCAUCGGCCAGGGCGGCUUCUAUGUCGUUGGACAUGACAAUGACUCAGAUCAGGAGUUUCCGGACGGAACCUCGGUGCCGGCGGGAGGAGCCGCGGUCCUCUGCUACGACCUGUUCAGCGUCUGCAGAGCCGGUACCGCGCUGACCAACUCCAGCCUCAGAGACGUGCUGGUGUUCAGCGAGAACCAGCGGCUGCUCUCCUCUCUGUCCACCACCAGGGGGCGACAAGUCAUGCCUUCUCUCAGGUCCGUGGGGAACGGUCCCGUCUCGCUCAGCCGCUGCUCCUGCUGUGAGGUCCGCAGCCCGUCGUCGUGGACCAGCUCGUCUCCAACGCCGCAUAGCAACAACGUCUGUCCAAGCUCCGCCUACUCCAGUCAAAUCGACCUCUGCCUCGGACCGCCGGCCGGCAGCUGGCAGGAGCAGCCAGGAGACUGCAGCGGUCUGAUUCAGGGAGCAAAGAUGGCGGAAGUGGCUGAUUACCUGGAGCAAAGAUGCGACUGCGGCAUCUCAGCUCUCUAUCUACAAGGCACCAACGUUUCCUGCGUGUCCGGAUGGCUGCGGGUUCAGGGCGACAUCCAGGCGCUGUCUGACCACCAGAGGGCGCUCAUCAUCCAGACGUGCAGCGCGGACUCCUCUGCUGCUCGGGCCGAGGCCUGCUCUCCUCCCAGCACGGGCCGCUACACCGGAGCAGCGUCGGCUCUGGGUUUACAGAUCGGACUGAUCGUCGCCGUUCUGCUGCUGCUCGGACUCGGAGCGGCUCUGUUCACAUACCUCUACAGGAGGAGGCGUCCGUUGGACUACUACACCAUGGAGCUGAGCGAACACGCGGAGGGCCUGUCGGAUCUAUAACCGGCGUGUUUUCAGCGUCUGGAAGGCGAUCCGGGAAAGUCAGAGGAUGUUUUCAGGUAUUUGUGAGCGGGGACGCUGCGGGCGGAUCUCCGAUGGAAAUGACUUUGUAAUUGUUCAGGAGGGAGCCGCGCAGCGCGAUGCGGCGUUUCUGGCUCCAGAUAAUAACGUAGUUUUCUAAAGACGGAUGUGAGACUCUUUGAAACUGCUGGUUAUCGAUUGUAAGGGAAAUUCAGAAAGAAGAGGGAGCGCUUUUUCUUAUUACGCGAGUCCUAAAUACGCAUUUGUUGACUUGUUUGUUCCACUUUUUAAAUCAAAACAACUUUACUUUGGGUCAGUUUUGCAGGAAGCUCCUAAAUAAUCCUUGUUCUUAAAAACGGUCCGGUUUUAUUUUAGAUCGUUUGUCCCUUAAAUGUGAAUGGCUUCUAAUGGUCGAAUGUGCCUGUAACCACUCUUUAUGUGCUUGCUUGAAGCAAAUUGUUUACACUUUCCUAAGUGAGAAUUUGAAGAAAAAUGAUCCUAAACGAAGAGUGUUUGGAAAUUACGUUAUUUUUCUCUCGCGAACCGAAUCCCUGCUGGUUUUUAUUGGGAUGCACCGUUUGCUCUGCUGAUUAUUGGAAUCGGCUGAUUUUCUAGCUUGAAAAAACAACAGUCAGAAGGUUUCAUGCUGGAAUGGAAAUUUCCUUCAAACUUCAAUAAUUUGAACUUUGAUCACAGAGGAAUCUUUAUGAAUCAUUGAUAUAUUUUUUAAAUACAAAAAUUGGGUGAACAAGUUUUUCGUAUUUCUGUUUUUCUUCCACAAAAUGUUUACAAUAAACAGAAAACCCAGAGAUAUAAACACUCCGCCCAGUAGGGGGCAGACUUCCUGACCGGAACCACAGCUCUCUAAAGCCUGACUAUUUAUCUCAUAUGUAGUUUUUUAUUUUUGAGGACUCUUCUGUCAGGCUAAAGUUUGAGUCACAUGCAGACAUCUUUAUUGCAUUCUGCGGCUAAAGCUAACUAGCUGCUAAUAUACCUUUUAGGGCUAGCUAGCCAGCUAGCGAGCUUUUUCAAGUACAUAAUGGGUAAGUGUAAAUUUAUCACCAAUUUAUCAUCUUUUGUACAAGUCUUAAAUUUCAUUUCCAAUGGGGUGGACCUAGCCCCGCCCCAGAGGCGCAGCUCCGCCCCCUCUUAACUUGUGUUGAAUUACACAGUUAAAUUUGAUAUAUAAAGCAUCUUUAUAACAACUAAUAACAAUAUUCACUUCUUUAUAUUUGUAUUUAAAUGUUGAAUUCUGUCAGAAACAGCAUUUUGUAGAAAUCUGGAUUAUGUAAUUCUACACAAAUCUACAGAAAUCAAAACUCGGACCGGCCCUGCAGCAGCAAUCGGUGCAUUUCUACUCAGAAACUUAUCGUCCAAUCAGCUGAUCUCUUACUUACAUGUGCACUACAGCUCUGUCCUCAUCUAAUGAGAUCCUCAGAAAUGUUCAAUGUUUGCCUGAAAAACCGAAAUCUGUGCAUUUAUUUUAUUUCUACUGAAAUCUGAUCUGAAUGUCUCCAAGGAUGUUUCUGUUCCUCUGUUAAACCUGGGAAAAUAUUACAAAUCAGGCCACUUCUGCAGCAUGCAGCCGUCAUUAUUUUGUGUGUAAUAGAAUAUUUUCUGGUAAACUUUAUUCUGCGUUUUCAUUAAACAGUGGAUGUUGUAAAUUAUGAAUAUUUUUUCUUUUAAAAUGUCUUUUUUCCCAGAUUUUCUGCAGAUUUGAAUUCUUUUAAAUUAUUUGUUCAUUCAGCCCCAGAACAGUCAUUAUAAGCUGUUGUUUUUCAGACGUUGAAUAAAUUGACUCCCUGCAGCAGAAAAUUUCUCCAUGUCACUAAAAACACUGGAAAAUGUUUUGUUUUUUUCAUUAUCAACACAUUAAGUGUUCAUUUCCUCUCCAGUGUUUCACAUAUUAAACUGAAAAACCUUCA
Molecule: messenger RNA, 5166 nt
Organism: Xiphophorus hellerii (green swordtail)
Lineage: Eukaryota; Metazoa; Chordata; Actinopteri; Cyprinodontiformes; Poeciliidae
Exons: 12
Coding region: 452-3223 (923 amino acids)
Source: RefSeq, a predicted model, not a curated record